UUCUUCCCUCUUCUCAUUGGUUUGGUCUCCUUGCUUUCAUCAAGGUCCUUCCUUUGUUUGAUGUCUGGUGGUGCGUUUUCUUGUCGCCGGCGUUCUGCGUUGACGGCUUUCGAAGAUAAUUAGACUUUCUCUUUCUUUUCUUGGCUUUUGUGGGUGUUUAUUGGAUUUUGUCUUGCGGCUUCUGUGAAUGUGGGUAUUUGGCUUGUGUUCUGGGUCUGUUACCCAUUUGCAGGAAAAAGGUGGUAGGUUGAUGGGGUUGACUUUGACCCAAGCAAAGAGAUUUGGAGUUCUUGUCGAGGAGGAAUUUCAGUGCGUCAAUAUUGUCCUCAAUUUUCACAAUUCCAUUUUAGAUUACGGGUCUGUUGUGAUUUCUGUCUGCAAUUUGCAGUGUCAGCUUUUUUUCGUUUUUCUAAACUUCACGGAAGAGAGUUUAUCGUCGGCUAUGUUGUUUUUAUAGCUACUCUGCCUGUUCUAUCUAAGAAAACAGCUUGUUAUCAUAGGAAGGUUGUGAAUUAACCAUAUUGCUUUGAUGACUUACUAAGAAGAUUGGAGCUAAUCAUGGUAAGCUUGAGAAGGCGCAGACUUUUGGGGCUAUGCUCAGGAACCAGUUCCUUUGUUACUCCACUUCCCCUAUAUUGCGAAAACCUCACUGCUUCUCAAGAUUCAGCUCAGCAUGCUAAACCUAAGAUUGCCCAAUCUGACAAUGGAAUUGAAAGCAUCCUACGUAGUGUAGGAACUCAAUUACUAAAGCAGAAUCCCAUUGUGAAAGAAGAACCAGCUUCCUCAAAUGUAUCUGGUUCUAGCUCGUCAAAGGAGCGGUCUAGUCAGCAGUUCAUUGGGCCUCCUAUUAAACGCAGAAAGCCACAUAGGAGAAAGCAUAUGCAUAGUCAAGAAUCAUGUGUAAUGAGAGGUGUCUACUUUAAAAAUAUGAAGUGGCAGGCGGCAAUUAAAGUGGACAAGAAACAGAUCCAUCUUGGAACUGUUAAUUCUCAAGAAGAGGCCGCUCACCUAUAUGACAGGGCUGCUUUCAUGUGUGGGAGGGAGCCCAACUUUGAGCUUUCAGAAAAAGAGAAGCAAGAACUAAGUAACUUGCAAUGGGAUGAGUUCUUGGCAUUUACUCGACAAUCAAUCACCAGUAAAAAACACAAAAGAAGACUUGGCUCCAGACAGCGCAGUGAGUCUGAGCCACGUGCAUUUCGUGAUGGGGACAGUCAGCAAGGCAUCGAUGCCACCUCAGCUUCCGAAGAUGCUGAUCAAGAAACCUCGGAGUCAUGAAACGCAAUAGUUCUAACAGUUCAAUUCUAGGUGGGAGCUCCAUUUUUAUUGUAAAGAAGGGCUGUAUUAUGCUAGACCUUGAUAUAUAUAUAUAUAUAUAUAUAUAUAUUUUUCAUGAUCUCAAGGUAAUUAGAUUAUUAUUAUUAUAGCUUAACCCAAUAAAGAGUUUGAUUUCUCAUGAAGAUAAAUCAUCCCCAUUCCAUUCAACUAGCUUAGGGCUACUUGCUUCUUCCCCUUCUGGAAGUUACGAAGCAUUAUUCUCAGCUUGUAGUUUUGUCAAUGUACCAUACGGUGCAUGAACAAUUGAACAUGUAGCUUUGAAAUAAUUUUCUCAGCAAUGGCUGCAAUAUAAUUUCUUGAUUUGUGCGUGUCA
Molecule: messenger RNA, 1648 nt
Organism: Neltuma alba
Lineage: Eukaryota; Viridiplantae; Streptophyta; Magnoliopsida; Fabales; Fabaceae
Product: ethylene-responsive transcription factor-like protein At4g13040
Exons: 7
Coding region: 559-1275 (238 amino acids)
Biological process (GO): regulation of DNA-templated transcription
Molecular function (GO): DNA binding; DNA-binding transcription factor activity
Source: RefSeq, a predicted model, not a curated record